Neocloeon triangulifer is the source of this 5256-nucleotide messenger RNA. RefSeq names its product mucin-2 (gene Cht6). The record is from RefSeq and is a predicted model, not a curated record. Gene Ontology annotation, molecular function: chitinase activity; chitin binding. Lineage: Eukaryota; Metazoa; Arthropoda; Insecta; Ephemeroptera; Baetidae. Gene Ontology annotation, biological process: carbohydrate metabolic process; chitin catabolic process. The transcript is spliced from 22 exons. Bases 299 to 5227 code for a protein of 1642 amino acids. Gene Ontology annotation, cellular component: extracellular region.
CAGUUCUUGCAAAGACGAGUCGCCAUGGAUGACGUCGAAAAAAAUCAAAACAUUGUGUGCAUUUUAUGCGAGUCGAUUCCUAGCGAUGAAAGCCUUCUUGUCGCAGAUUUGGACUCUACCAAAUUUGCAAAUUGGUGGUUGGAAAGCUUUGACAUUCAGAUGGAUCAGUCGCUGUUAGAAAACAAGUCUGCCCAAAUCUGCAAGUUUUGCAUUUCAGACGCAAGUGUUGCUGAAAAGUCUAGUCAAGUUGAACGUAAAAAUGCCGUGGACUGGUGGGAAAGUAGGCCCUUGAAUUCCUAUGAACAUGAUGCGGCUGUGGCCUCAGCAAGGCCUGGGCCCUUUUGUACUGCUCAUUGUUUCACUAGUCGCCGCAGGCGUUUCAAAUGUCGCCGGUGAAAACCAAAGGGUGGUUUGCUACUACACAAACUGGUCGGUCUACCGACCUGGAACGGCAAAAUUCAACCCCCAAAAUAUCAACCCCUACCUCUGCACCCAUCUUAUCUACGCCUUCGGCGGUCUAACCAAAGAAAACGGCCUCAGACCUUUUGACAAGUACCAAGAUAUUGAACAAGGUGGUUAUGCCAAAUUCAAUGGUCUGAAGAGUUAUAACAAGCAGCUCAAAACCCUGCUUGCCAUUGGCGGCUGGAAUGAGGGCUCAACGAGAUUUUCACCCUUGGUGGCCGACCCUGAAAGGAGGCAGGAAUUUGUUAAGAAUGUCGUCAGGUUUUUGAGAACCAAUCACUUUGAUGGUCUCGACUUGGACUGGGAAUAUCCUGCAUUCAGGGAUGGCGGCAAAGCUAAGGACAGGGAAAAUUAUGCUCUUUUGGUUGAGGAAUUGAGAGCUGAAUUUGACAGAGAGUCGAGCAAAACUGGACGUGAACGGCUUCUUUUGACAAUGGCCGUACCUGCUGGAACUGAAUACAUUGACAAGGGCUAUGAUGUGCCAUCUUUGAACAAAAAUUUGGACUUCUUCAACAUUUUGAGCUACGAUUACCAUUCUGCCUACGAGCCAGUUGUGAAUCACCAUGCGCCUUUGUUUGCUGGUGGUGAUCCAGACAAUGAAUACAAUUUUGAAGCUCAACUCUCUAUUGACCACACUGUUAAACAUUAUAUCAAAUUGGGUGCUGAAGCUUCCAAAUUGGUACUUGGAAUUCCAACUUAUGGAAGAUCUUACACGCUUUUCAACCCUUUGGCCACCGAACUGGGCUCCGCUGCUGACGGUCCUGGUGAGCAAGGUGAUGCCACCAGGGAGAAAGGAUAUCUAGCAUAUUACGAGAUUUGUGAAAGCAUAAAGAAGGACGGCUGGACAGUUGAGAAUCCAAAUCCCACAGACAUGGGCCCUAUUGCUUACAAGGGAAACCAAUGGGUUGGCUACGAUGACGUGGAAAUCGUCAAGACCAAGGCUCGUUACGUCGCCGCCCAGGGUCUUGGAGGAAUCAUGUUCUGGUCCAUCGACAAUGAUGACUUCCGUGGAAAGUGCCAUGACCGUCCUUACCCCCUGAUCGAAGCUGCCAAAUCAGCCCUUAUUGAAUCAUCAAAGCCAAUCAGCGGAGAGACACCUAAAAAGAGCAAGCCUUCGAGCACUGCCAUCGCUGCACGCAGACCGUCCAGACCUCUGACGGCCACUUCUCCGUCUAGGAGUGCAGCCAAACGGCCGCGUCCUGCUUCCACCACAACUACUGAAGCACCAAGGCAAACAAUCACCCCCAUUCCUCCAAAUACAGCUCAUUUGAAUACUCCCGAACCACCUACCACCCCUGAUCCUGGAAGUGAUUUUGUUUGCAAGGACGAAGGAUUUUUCCCACAUCCCAGAGACUGCAAGAAAUACUUCUGGUGCUUGGACAGUGGACCUUCUCAGCUGGGAAUUGUGGCUCACCAGUUCACAUGCCCUUCAGGGUUGCUCUUCAACAAAAUUGCUGACUCGUGUGACUACGCAAGAAAUGUGGUCUGCAAGCCUAAAUCAACAGCAACAACUACAACUACCUCCACUGCUUCUCCACCAACAACGCAAAAGUCUCCUGUUUACAAGCCAUCCACGACGACAACCACUACAACAACCACCACCACCACAACCGCUGCUCCUGAAGAAGAGGAAUAUGAAUAUGACGAAGAAGAGUAUGAUCCUCAAGCCAUCAAAGAUCUUGUUGCCCUCAUUAAGAAAUUAGGUGGAGUUGAGCAGCUUGAAAAGCAGUUUGGUGGCACAAAGGAAGAUAGCAAGGCGCCCGUGGUACCCAAUAUUCCUAAGUCACUUUAUGAUAGAGUACUUGGGGGCAGAACUCGUCCUCAAAGUGGUACUGGAGGCUCAGCUUCUGCAGAGAAGGAAGCAAAAACUAAGCAAGAAACACCAAGAACGACGUCUUCAAAUAGAAGUAGAGGUCCCCAAAAUCAAGGACUGGAAGAUCUUGAAGAAGUCCGUGGACUUAAUAAAGAGAAACCAAAAUACACGGAAAUCAGGAAAGCCAGACCUACUCGUCCUGUUGACGAAGAGGAGGAUGAGGAAAGUGUUGAAGAACAUGACGAGCCAGAAGAGCAGGCUGCCCCAGAAACAAGCGCACCAAGGACAAGGAAACCUUUCACCUCCAACAAGUAUACAAACAUCGUAAGACAGCGACCAUCAACUGCCGCUCCCGUUGAUGAAGAGAUUGAAGAAGAAGUGCCAGUCGAGAAAGAAGUCAAACAGGAAGAGGCGCCUAAGAGGAAGCUGUACGCCUCCUUGAGCCGCUCCAGGUCAACUACGACUGCCGCUCCUGUGCAGGAAGAAGUUGCCGAGGAAGAAGUUGAGGGAAAAACUCAACUUGAGUUUGAAGGCAGCGAUGAAGUCACUAAGCUCCCUCCACAGGAGACCACAACCACUGAGAUUCCCCAAGAAACCGCUACCCCCUCCGAAGAACCCUCCACUUCUAGCCCGACGGGCUUUUUACUGACCAAACGCGUUAGCUCAACUACUGAAAAAUCUAGGGUGUUUGUUGUUAACGCGCAACGGGCCACUGAAGCACCUUCGACGACGUCCACCACUGAAACUCCGACAACUCUUGAUGUGGCUACGACGGAGCCAUCAACUGAGGAAGCGACGACUAUGAGUGCCGCCUCAACUAGUACAGUGACCAGUGUUGUCACCUCAAUCACCGAGUCACCAAUCACCGGCAGGACGAAAAUUAUCAUUAACAAAAAGCAGUUUGUCCUAUUCCCUAGAUCAACCUCUACAAUGGCGCCUACCACUAAAGAAGAGGAGCUAUCGACCGAAAUUUCUUCAACCAGCUCAACCACUACAACAACCACCACCACAGAAGCUCCUACGAGCAAAAUCAGAGGCACCACAAUCAGAUUUAAGAGGCCACCUCUGAGAAUUAAGUCAGAGGAAAAACCUUCCUACCGCAAACAGCUUAUCAGAAAGCGUCCCCUGAAGACGGAAAAGAGCACAGAGGAGCCAGAAGUGAAAGAGGAGGUUUCCACCCGGAGAAGUUUUGUUCGCCAACGAUACAAUUACUCGGCAAUUGUCAGCACCACUGAGGAAACUGUUGCUGAUUUCACACCAAAGAGGAAAAGUUUCAAACCCAGCAGCAGAGGUCGAAUCACAUUUUCAUCUUCCGAAGAAUUGGCUGACGAUGCGUCGCCCCCCAGCAGUGAAAGACCAAGGUUCGCCGUUUCCAGAAGGAGACCGACCACAAGCACAACUGAAAGCUCGGCCAGUUCAGACGAGCCUACCUCAAGAAGGACACAGUCUAGGCGCAAAUAUUUUACCACAGAGGCCCCAACCUCUGGCGAGGUUUCCUCCAGAAGGCCCUCGAGAGUCAACCGAGUCCGUCGGCCGCAAAUUAGCACUGCCAGUACUACCUCAACCACUGCUCCUCCGGCGACCAUUUACUCCGAGGAAUUCACAAGUGAGACUUUUGAACCGACCACAUCUCUGCCACUGUUCACCGACAAAGAGGCGGAAGUGUCCAAUCCCCCAAGACGAAAAACCGUCGUGUUAAUCAGAGGCAGACCGUCCUCAACCACAGUCCAAUCUGUGGAUUCGCAGUACGACCCUUACUACGCCACCAAUCCGGACGAGUUCUUCCUACUGUCCAGCUCACAAACCGGCCCAGACGCCUCUGUCGAAGAAGAGAAUGUAAUUGGCACAUUUGCUGAUGAGGCACCUGCCACUGUGAGACCCACCUCCAGGCCACUAUCAAGCAUAAACCGCAGACCUUUCCAGGGUUCUUCAAGGACAAGGACGAGAACCACCACUGCUGCUCCUUCGAGCACUACCAGCCCCAUCCUGGAGACUGCCGAUGAUUACACCACCAAGGCUCCCCGACAGAGAUUUGUCGUCAGGCGCAAGUUUAGACCAACCACAAAGGACAUCAUUCAGAAUUCCGAAGGCAAAGAAUCUCAAUUUGCAACCGCUCCCGAGGCCAGCAGCAUCGCUCCAAGGCGCAACAAUAAUUUCCUGCGUCGGGCCAAAAUCAGCGCCAGCACUACUUCAGAGGCACCUAUCCCAAGUACAGCAGCUGACGUAGGAGAGACUUCUGCCCUAGUAGCGGAACCCUCUCCUGCCCUUUAUUUCUCAAAACAACCCACAGAGGAGUCUCCCAUUACUGAGAAAAUUCCCUCAACUGGCCCUGCCCGUGAUUAUUCUGAUCUGGCCAAUGUUGAUGUGUCUGCUCUGACUCAACUUGCAACUCCUUCACCUUCAAUUUCUGAUGAGCUGAAUGUUGACCAUCUGGAUGCCGACUUCCCUGACCCUGAAGCUGCCCCUGCUCCAAUUGUUCGCACAACUGCUGCCCCAGUAACCACAACUGCUGCACCCAUUAGACAGCGCGCCCAACGACCUUCGUCUGCGGUCAGAGAGCAAAUACCCAAAGAGCAGAAGCCCUUCACCAAAAUUAACAGAGGCAGUGUCAAGUCACAACAGACCCUUGCCCCGGCAGUGCCUUUCACACAAACCGUAACUUAUAGACAUCAGGAGCCAGCGAUUCACCAGUCAACCUACGAUUACUACGACUCUGAGCCUGACACAGUAGGCCAGCCAAAUUACUCAAACAAGGUGAAAAUUCACGAGGACGGCAGUCUUGAGUGUUUGGACAGGGGUAACUUUGCCCACCCCUUCUCUUGCCGCAAGUUCAUUUCUUGCGCCUUGAUGGAGAACGGCGCCCUCCUCGGCUGGAUCUACACCUGCCCAAGGCACCUGGCCUUUGACCCCAUUGGAGGAAUCUGCAACUGGUCGGGCGGAUGCAAAGAGUAAAAGCAACAAUGCCAGUGAAAUCUGAACAA